Molecule: messenger RNA, 8750 nt
Organism: Oncorhynchus mykiss (rainbow trout)
Lineage: Eukaryota; Metazoa; Chordata; Actinopteri; Salmoniformes; Salmonidae
Source: RefSeq, a predicted model, not a curated record
GCAGGGAGGCACUUGGCAUUUGGACUGACUGAACCACAGUGAGUGAAGACAGGGGGUGAACAACCCCCCCUAAGGCCAGUAUCAUUGAGGGGCAGAGCUAUCCAUAGGGUGCAGAGUUGGGGGUAGGGCUGGCUGGGCGGAGGGAAGGAGAGGUGGAGUGAAGGGUGUAGGGAGGAAGUGUUAGGAACAGGAGGAGCCCUGUCUGUGUCCGGAGGGAAAGGGAAAACAGCGCUGCCCGGCCUGGCCCGGCCACAGACACAGCUGGUUCCUGCCAGAGGAAGCCCCAACGGAGGCCGAGGCCUGGUGUCUACCGCUAUCACAACCCAGCAGCACUGUUUACCUUCCCCUGGGGAACCACCCCUUUCACACGGUGGGGACAGGACUCACACACAGACAUAUACACACACCGUGUUACAUAUACACACACCGUGUCGCGGCUCACACGGGCGCCACUGCUCUGCUUUCCCUGUGUGGACUAGAGGAGGGUUCAGGCCAGUGCACUGCCCCACAGCCGGAACAACGAGGAAACGAGGAGCCACGAGGCUAGCUGACCUCCCCCUGCCACUCACACACACACACACACUGUUACCUCACACACUCCUGUUGAGGGAGUCGGAGAAAGAGAAGGAGAGAGAGAGACUACUGGGUGGAGAGAAAGAGCAUCGGACACAGAUAAUUACACAAGUCUGAUGGCGCCGCGAUCCAUCUGAAGUGACGUGUCGUGGACGGGACAAAAGUAUGAAGUAAAGGAAGAGUCAUUUGAAGACUGUGUUAGCUGCAUAAAGUUAAAAGGAAGUUCAGUUUUUUUUUCUCUGUCUGGCAGCCAUGUGAUCUGGCUGUGCUGGGCUCAUGUUCUAAUCAUAAACCCAACGGUCUACACACUGACCACAGAGAGAAAGAAAGAUAGACCUAUCAACUUGUGCGGUUUAGUGUGUCCCCUGACCAGUCAAGAGUUCUAAAACGCACAGAGGACAGGACAACGUUGUGGAUUACUGCUGGGGGGGGGGUGCAGAGCAUGGCUGCCGAGGUCCACCUGGAACGGCAGAGGAGGUCUGCCGCUCCUCCCAGGGUUCCCACGGUGAUGCUGACCAGUCACAGGGGGACGCUGUGCAGACGGAACCCUCACAGGCUGGAAUCUGGCAACCCCAACCUGGCAACCAGGAGCCACCGCACAGCCAACCAAGGUAGCACAGAACAGAAGGUUGGAACAAUGCCCGAUUCACCUGCUGAUGUCAAAACCCAGCCCAGGUUGACUCCGCCCACAAUGCCACCUCCACCCCCGGCCGUCAGCCAGGCACCCAAUCGCAACGCUUCAUUCACACCCACCACCAUGCUGAACGGGAGCAGUCACUCAAGUCACUCGCCCACGUCGCUCAACGGGGCGCCCUCUACACCCAACGGCUUCAGCAACGGCCCUGCCAUGUCGUCCACCGCCUCCCUGUCCAAUCAGCAGCUGCCGCCGGCCUGCGGAGCCCGCCAGCUCUGCAAGCUCAAGCGCUUCCUCACCACGCUGCAGCAGUUCGGCAACGACAUCUCGCCCGAGAUCGGAGAGCGGGUCCGCAGUCUGGUGCUGGGCCUGGUGAAUUCCACCCUGACCAUAGAAGAGUUCCACUCUAAACUCCAGGAGGCUACCAACUUCCCGCUGCGUCCCUUUGUCAUUCCGUUCCUCAAGGCCAACCUGCCCCUGCUUCAGAGGGAGCUCCUCCACUGUGCACGGAUGGCCAAGCAGACUCCCGCCCAGUAUCUGGCCCAGCAUGAGCAGCUGCUGCUGGACGCCAACGCCAGCUCGCCCCUGGACUCCUCUGAGAUCAUGAUGGAGAUCAACGAGCAUGGCAAGAGGAGGACCCCCGACAGGACCAAAGACUCGGAGAGAGACGGGCACCACCCGGAGCACCUGGCCAAGCGACCCUGCACCAUCAGCCCCAGCCAGCGCUUCAGCCCCAGCACUGGCCUGCCAGCCCACCCGCCCCCCAACGGCCUGCCCACGCACCCCCCCAACGGCCUGUCUCACCCCAACCCCCCUGCCCCCCAACACUACCGUCUGGAGGACAUGGCUCUGGCCCACCACUACCGCGAUGCCUACCGCCACACAGCAGAGCACCGCGAGGCUCGGGACAGGCACCGGCAGACAGCCGUGCAUGGAGCACGCCAGGAGGAAGUGAUCGAUCACCGCCUGACAGAUCGGGAGUGGGCCGAGGAGUGGAAGCACCUCGAUAAUGUACGUGUUGCUGGGCUGCUCAACUGCAUCAUGGACAUGGUGGAGAAGACACGGCGGUCUCUCACGGUGCUGCGGCGUUGCCAGGAAGCCGACCGCGAGGAGAUGAACCACUGGAUCCGGCGCUACAGCGACGUGGAAGAUAUGAAAAAAGGUGGGAGCAACGGACAGCCACGCCCUCCUCCUCCUCCUCUACCUCUACCUCCUCACAACUCCUCCUCCAACACUCCUAACAACGUCGAGACACAGCAGCCCAUAGAGAUUCAUAGGGACUUCCUGCACAGACCUGCGUCUGGCUACCUACCUGAGGAGAUCUGGAGGAAAGCUGGUGCUACAAGUAUCCCACUCUCCCCAGCACUGAAACAACUCCAAAACAAGCAGGAGGAGGCAGUGAACGAGGUGAAGAGGCAGGCCAUGUCGGAGCUACAGAAGGCUGUGUCGGACGCUGAGAGGAAGGCCCAUGAGAUGAUCUCCGCUGAGAGGUCCAAGAUGGAGAGGGCGCUGGCCGAGGCCAGGAAACAGGCCUCUGAGGAUGCACUGACCGUCAUCAACCAGCAGGAGGACUCCAGCGAAUCUCUCCAGAGCUGCUGGAACUGUGGACGCAAGGCCAGUGAGACGUGCAGCGGCUGCAACACGGCACGCUACUGCGGCUCCUUCUGCCAGCACAAAGACUGGGAGAAGCACCACCACGUCUGUGGCCAGGGUCUACAGGGCCUCCCCGGGGGCAGCAGUGUUCCUCUGGGCACCCCCUCCUCCAGCGCACCCCCUACACACUCAGAGAGCACCCCCCCUGGUCCACUCUCCCUGCCCGGCCAGACCAGCGGUGGUGGGGGAGGCAGUCUCUCCGGGAGUCCUAAGGAGGCUAGCUCCAGCAGUGCCUCACGCUCCACCACCCCAGCGACCCCUGCACUGCUGGACGCCACCUCUCGCUGACCCCGCCCUGCCACGCCCUGCCACGCCCAGUCACUCCCACUGAUGCUACAGUACAGCUGCCAUCCAUCCUAAAUGAACAGAGGAAUCUCCAUCGAUCGCACUGCACCCUUUCCUUCUUUUGUACGGCAUCUGUAGUGGUCCUACCGUGAAUACUGCACCGUUGACUACUUCUUAGCUACCCGAAGGCCUCGUUUUCUCAACUCCUCAACCUCCCCCCAAAAAUCGUUCUGACUGUCUCUCAGCCGCACAGACUUUCUCUCUGUCAAACUCGAAACUAGUCAAGGGGUCCACUGUUGUGUUUAGCAUGGCUAGGGCUUAAUUUACUGAAUGCUCAAAAUAAACCAAUGCGGAAGCAGAACUUCCCAUCUAUUACAACAACAACAAAAAACACACCAGACUUGGUUAUUGAACUCUGAUAAUGUCGUGUGAAGAUAAGCAUUGUUAUAUGCCAGACCAACACGUGGCCUCAGUAACAUAAGCCCAGUCAAUGCUGUGUAUGUCGGGGGCUUGCAUUGCAUGAGACCCGUUAUGGUACCACACUUAUUGUGAAGAAGAGAUAUCUGAAUUUAGCACUUGGAGAGGAUUUCCCUUUAACGCAGCAGGAGUGGGAUGACUCUUAACCCCCAGCAUGUGCACUAACAGCCCAGACCUCUGAGAGAUGGAUAGAUAGAUGCGUCUAUAGAACAGGCUCCUCUGUGUCCUGGGCCAUGGACAUGUCCUGAUUGAGGUCCCCUAUCUAAGAAGCCAGACACCAGUCCGGAAACCCCUGUUCUGAUGUAGGAGAGGGGAUAAGAUACACUCAUGGUGCAAUUUUUUUUUCCCCCUCAGAAACUCUUCCAUAAUACGGCUAAUUAUUUAUCUAAUGAUUCAUUUUUGGGCUUUAAGGAAGACAAAGAAAAGUCCAAAUAUUCUAAACAAAUAAUAAUAAGAAAAAUAAUUUUAAAAAAAAGUGAACUACCUUGCUAGCGAGCCAAGAAAAUGACACCGGACUCACCUCUCUGUACCGAUGUGAACCCAAAUGAAUUCAAAGAAGGAAAAAACAUGAUCCAAACCUUUUUAUUACACUGCCAAAGUUACUAAGAGACAAGGAGAAGCACUCAUCUUGUAACCAAACGCAAGCAACUUCACCUCCUCAGCAGCAAAGCUCUGGGAGAUAAAGCCUGUAGAGCAACAACAGGAGUCACACUAAAACUCUAUAUUGAGUGUACUGUAGCUGGCCUCUGUCAGCCUGAAAAUACCCACAGUGAUCCACAGAGAGAGAAAUCCAGAGCAAACAUUUGAAACGCCUGCCACAAUAGACAAUUGAAAUGGAAGGACGAACCACUGAAUGUGACAGUGAUUUAUGUAAAUGGCAACGGAAUGGACAAAGAAGCAGCUACUUGGCCUCAAAAAGAAGAUGAAAGGCAUUGGAACUGCCAAAAAUAACCUCAAAAAAACUGAGAACCUGUCCAAGCAAGCAUUGUACAGUACGGACAAGACUUUUGUUCCUAAUUAUGUUUUUUUUUCAACUCUAUCAAGAGGAUACAUUUCAGUGAGUCGUACCUUUUCACCCUCUUUUUCCAAAGCAUGACAAACAGACUAACGAGCCUCAUAAGCGGUGUAGACUCAGUUCUCUUCUCUCUCUCUUUCUACCUCCCCCCCACUUUCCUGUAUGUUCCUCCCUAAAACUCUCUCGUUCCUCUGUCAACCCUACCCCCUUUGGACAUAACCUCUGAGCAGAUAUCUGGGAAGGGAUCAAACCUGCUUGUAGAUAUUCCUUUCUUUGUUUCUCGAUAAAAAAAAUGUGUCUCUGUCUCUGGUGUCCACCUGUGCUGCCCUUGUGCGUUUUCAGAAAGAGGGACUUUUCUUCUUUUUAAGUUUGGACAAAACAUUGAAGCAGGAGCAAAGACUCUAGGAGAGAAACCCCAUGUUGUACUUAUCGUUCAAUUUGUUGUAUCUUUAUCAAUGAAAAGAAAAUCCUCUUGUAGAAUAUUUUAUAUUGCUCGCAUUGUAAGACAGUGAGAGGACAGAGGUGCAAUAUGAAGAGAAUUCAGCUACUGGGUGGAACCUCAGCAACUACCCAUAGGGGGUCAUAUAAUAUAGAUACAUAUAAAUAUAUUUAAAAUAACAUCAGUAACUUAAUGUGAAUGUACAUAGUAUUUAAAGAGGUCCAAAAAUGUGUUUGCCAAAUAACAGAAACCUUGAAAGUAAUGUACAAUGUCCAGAAUAUGAUUUCUUUCCAGUUCAUUUUUUUAAUCAAAGGAAUUUUCAUUUCUCAUAAAUCCUUAUUUUCUACCAGAUUAGCAAAAUCUGUUGAGUGUGUAAUCUCAAAAAGAUGUUGUGAGGAGGGAUGUUGGCAGCGAUAGUGGUUUUCUUCUGGAGUCACAGUUCUUAUAGCUCCCCCUAUGAUUGAUGGCGGCGUACUCCACUGACUCCCUUCAAGAGGAGCCAGCUAUAGCUCUCAUGACAGGCCCAAGAUGAUGGUUUUAAAGAGGAGAAAGAGAGGCUUAUCACACAUUGAUUCUAAAAGCGUCCUAGCAUGAGGCUAAAUUACUCCCCUACUCUGGAUAUUGGAUUCAGAACGCAAGAACUUGUGCCCAAAAAGUUAUCUGUAUCUGUGUGAAACAUUGCCAUCCAUUGGGCUGAAGUGCCACUGCAGUGGGCCACACUGAAAACCCUGUGGGCUGCCCUCAAAAAAAAAAGCCAACACACUGGUCUGGAAGUCUGAAGCUUAACCUAACCAUGAUACUGCCCAAUCCUUUCCACUGGUUAUUUUUUCUUACUCUGUCCAUAGAUUAGUUUGUGAAGAUGCAGUCUCAGUCAUUUUGUCCUCGUGUAGCUUUAGGAUCCUAGCAAGGCAAAAAGGACUCAGAACCUGGGAGAGUUGGAACAGAUGUCUUCACAAUCACAGGCUAACAAGGAGGAAUGCCAUCUCAUACAGUAAUGUCAUCACAAGCUAUAAGUUAAAACAUCGUUAAGUUAGAAUUACAGGCUCAAAUGGCUUUCAAACAUAGCAUUAAAUAGGGACUGUACCUGCCAUGUUAAAAUGAAUGAUGUAAUAAUCCCGAACCAAUUGGCCACAUAACUCUAAAAUGGACCAAGCUUUUGUGUUGUUUUAUGUUCUACUGUUACAGGUAUGGUCUGCCAGACUCUUUCACAUUUAAAACCCAGAGUGACAUAUUGACGCAGAAACGAUUAGACGUCAAUUAGCAUUGACAGUGUUGUUUAAUUUAUCACAUAUGUACAUGAUCUAUUUUCCUAUAUGUCCGUAUCAAAAAGUAAUAUAUAAAUCGGUCAAGUGUGAUAAGCUGCGAGGUACCCUGCAUCUGCGUGUAUAUGUGUGUCGUGUGUUAUUACCGGUGUAUUGAAACGACUUCAGCCUGUUUGUGUUUCUAAACCUCUUCAGCCCUCUGCUCUUUAACCCCCACCUGAACAUCCCUCCUGUCUCCUGACCCACCACAAGCUACCUCCUGUGACCUUGCAGCACAUGACUGGGAGAGGUCACUGAGCUUUGGGAGCAGGGCUGCGAGCAGACAUGCAAACUCACACAAACAUCAGAGCAAAUAGGAAACAAACCCGAAAGGUCUAAUACUGAUUACUUUGCAAUGUGUAUAUUUUCGCACCUCAACCUCUUGUCAGUCAGAAAUAGUGAUCAAAUGAGGAACACUCAGAUGAUUUUGAUUCUAGGACUCUCUACGUACACAACACUGUCCAGGGUUUGAUAUACAGUAAUUCCUUCCAUCCCCAAGCUGAACGUUAAACCAUUACAUUUGUAGUCCACAACAAAUAAAAGCACAGACCAAAGUAUUUCUGCACCGCGGUGGAUUUUGAAAUUGUGUCGAGAAAGACCAGAAAUAAGGAGGCUUGAGGCCAACUAUACCUGUUAACCAAAGUGUCUGAAAUAAACACAUGCUCAAAGCACAAGACAAAAACAAACAACCAAUGCAUCUGUGAAGGUGGAGAUUUGUAGAUUAUUUAUUCAAGCAAUCAAAGCGCUUGUUUCUACAUAUCUAAUGCCUCAGAUAAGACUACAGAAACAUCUCCGGAAUGCGUAAUGAUUGCUUUGAGUUUUCUUCCUAAGCCUUGCUUACAGAUGGAAUAAACGCAUGGUGUGUGUGUGUGUGUGUGUGUGUGUGUGUGUGUGUGUGUGUGUGUGUGUGUGUGUGUGUGUGUGUGUGUGUGUGUGUGUGUGUGUGUGUGUGUACUUGUUUUUCUCUUUUCACAGUUUCUCUGUACAAACUACUUGAACCUUCAGAGCUUUAAUGAAACAUCUCAGUCAGAAUAAUGGCAGAGAAUUCUAAAGAUGUAGCAGUGCACUGAGAGGGAAAUACAGAGUGAACUCACCCACCAUAUUAUCCACAACAUUACCAUAGGUUUUGACGACAUUUCAAUACACAUUAUCCUUUAAUGCUCUCUGUGUGCUUUGCUUGUCUGCGAAUCAACCCUGAAACACAAUAACUCUUUCAUUUGUCACAACUUGUGGCAAAUACUAUUUUUAUUGACCAAAAAAAAAAAAUGUUAGUUUGUAAUAUCUAUCACACCAUCUCUCUCUUUCUCUGCUGUCACUUCUUUAGCCCAGCAUUGGGGCACAUGUUCUUUGGGCAGGUCUAUACAGGGAUUGAUGCUGUUGGACAUUUGGCCAUGUAAGCUGUCACUGAAAGGACAGCUCAAGUAGAGUUAGCAUGCUGAGUUCCUGUUCUGUGUGACCCACUGGAGAGAAAGACAACUAAUUCUCUUUUUUUAUGGCCAGACAAGGUCAACAAGGUUCCUAAAGUGGUAUGGGCUCUGAGGAAAGGAUUCACGUUCUGGACAUGGAAUAAUGGAAGACCAACUGUGUGUGGAGUGUUCUAUUUCAUUCAUGCCCUGUGAUGACUCAUGUCAUAAUGGGGUAUUAGGAGGACUGUUCCUGCCUCUGAUGUAAAAUCUACAUAGCCUGGAGGUCUUUGCCUCUUAUAUAUAGAUAAAGACUGUCAUUCAUUCACACAUACAGACCACUUUCUUAUCACUUUAGGUUUUUAUUACAGCAUACAUGAAGAGGGCAAAUUCUGUGUUUUCGAUGGCAAAUACUAGCAUGUUGGCAUCAGCCUCUCCCUAACCAUUUACCACCUUUCUGUCAAUGGAGUUUCCUGGCUCAUCUGAUUUUAGCGAUUGAUUGCCCUGUAAAGCCCGCACUGAUACAAAGCUGAGAUGGCAAAAGUGGAUACAGCUCUUGGUCUCCCCAAGCUAUGGUAGGGAUGAAAGUGUUGUUUUUUGUUGUUGUUACAUUAUUACUUCAAGACAAACAAAGACUUGGUUUUAUAUGUGUAGGGAAGCAUUAUAUACUGUAUUGUGCAAUACAUUAUUACAGAAAAAAAAUGUUUCUGUAGGAAAGGUUGGCGCUUUGAAGAAAAAUGUAUUUUCCUCUUUAAGGGUCCUAUUACCAUUCUUUAGAUGAAGUGAACUGUGCCAGAAGAAUUUAAUUCUGAUUUUAUUUAUUUAUUGCAUGCUUUCCUUCCCUUUUUGCUAUUCCCCUUCUUUAAUUGUGCGCUAUGUUGGAUGUGUGAAGCUGUAAACAUUCUAAUUCAGGUUAUUGUCUGUGUUGAGCUAUGUAACUGCGUAAUUAAAAAUGAAAUGAAAUAUCAAA